AGCAGAGAAAGAUCCAGCCUCCCCUCCUGCCCGGCUGCCUGGGCUCUCAGCCUGCAGUUUCCUCCAAGGCUCUGGAUUGGUCCGAGGGCGACAGAGGGCUGGGAAGAGCCUCUAUAUAUUCCUCAGAGGGAAGGGCAGCCCCAGCCAGCGCUGAAGGUUGCAGACUCUUCUCUGCAGUUAAGAAGUUGUGCUUGACGCUGAGGAGCGAAACCCGUUGCCAAAAUGUGCAAAGGACUCGCAGCUUUGCCCCACUCAUGCCUGGAAAGGGCCAAGGAGAUUAAGAUCAAGUUGGGAAUUCUGCUCCAGAAGCCAGACUCGGCCGUGGACCUGGUCAUCCCGUACAACGAGAAGCCGGAGAGACCAGCCAAGACCCAGAAACCCUCGCCGGAGGAGGCCCUUCAGUGGCGUGAUUCCCUGGACAAGCUCCUGCAGAACGACUACGGACUUGCCAGUUUCAAAAGUUUCCUGAAGUCUGAAUUCAGCGAGGAAAACCUGGAGUUCUGGAUUGCCUGUGAGGACUACAAGAAGCUCAAGUCCCCUGCCAAGAUGGCCGAGAAGGCAAAGCAAAUCUAUGAAGAAUUCAUCCAAACAGAGGCCCCUAAAGAGGUGAACAUUGACCACUUCACCAAGGACACUACGAUGAAGAACCUGGUGGAACCUUCCCUGAGCAGCUUUGACGUGGCCCAGAAACGCAUCCAUGCCCUGAUGGAGAAGGAUUCGCUGCCUCGCUUUGUGCGCUCUGAGUUUUACCAGGAGUUAAUCAAGUAGUAAUUUAGUCAGGCUACGAAAAUCUUCCUGGGAGUUACUUCCUCCACCAUAACCUGCAUUUGCCAGUAACCUACAUAUCUUCCCACAGCAGCUUUGCUCAGAGAUAUUAGGGAGUAUUGCUUGCUCUCGUUCCCCCAUACUGUUUUGGGUGUUUAUUCUCCAAAUGCCUUCCUGCCCCACUUUCUUCUUCCUGCCCCAUUCUUAGUUGAGCUCUACUCAGUUAGUAGUCAUAGGCAAUGAGAACCGCAGAAAAAUCCUUCCUAAGGCAAAGAGUUAAAGACGAGAAUAGAUCAUUACAUGUGGAUUUGGGCAGUAGAUUUCCACCUAAAUUGGUCUGAAAAAGAACGUGGGUGUGUAAAGACCAAUUUCAAGGGAGCUUAAUUGAUCUCACUUGUUUUAAUUCUGAUCCAGGGAGAUCACCCCUCUAAUUAUUUCUGAUUUGGUUAGUAAAAGAUUAUAUGAUUUUUAUAAGACAGCCACUAUUUGAUAUUUUAAGCAAAUACAGUAUUUAAAAUAUUGGUCUUUCCUUGGAGCACCUUCACGUUGCCUGGAUAUAAGUAAGAGACACAACACAACCAUGAAAAUAUGGUGUUUAUACAAAAUCAAUCUGAACACAAUUCAUAGCAAGUCUUUCCUUACACCUCCCUCACUGCCCCCCCAUAAAGUUACCAAAUUCUAUUUUAAAUCAACAACCUAACAUUAAAAAAAGAAUGAUUUUAUAAAUGUAUCUAUGCUCCUAGCAUAUAGUUCAAAUGUUUCAGUUUCCAAAUUAUUGGAAAUCCUGGUGAGGGUAAAAUUCCAAAUUUCUAAUUCUACUCCUGUAAAAUGAAACUGUCUCUCCAGUGGGGUGGUCUCCCCCCUCAAUAUAAAGAGGGUUGUACUAAAAAGGGAAAACGUUAUUAAGCUUAAAUGGCUAAUUAUCCUAUGGUGUUACUAUCAUAGGAUAAUGACAAUUAUCUUCAAAACACCAAACCAUCCUUGGGAAAAUUAAGGUGACUAUAGAUAGAGGCUUUCUAAGUGAGACAUUUUCAAGUACCCUGCAUUUUGCAAAAAAUAAAUAAAAAUGUGAUCUUUUAGUAACUCUAACCUUCCCUCACUAUUUUGCCUCCUGCAUUAGUCAAUUGUGCUUAUAGUCAAAAGUACAGAUUUAUACUCCUGACAUGCCUCAUACACAGCUAAUUGACAGGCCAUGGUAUUUUUUUAGUAGGUUUAAACCUCUAAUUCUGUAUGUUAUCAUUAUAAGUCUUGUUAGAAUUUUUUUCCAAUCUCUAGUAGCUUUUAUUAAGUAAUGAUUCACAUAAUUUAGUGGUAAAUAAAAUCAAACUAAGCCAUGUAUGAGGAUAAUCAAGAUGAGGAUAUAGAGUUUAUUCAAAAGAAAGAGGGUGGUUUUUAAAGGAUUAAUAAAACGAUGAACUGUUUAAGUAGAAGAUUACAUUGUUUAGUCUUGUUUUCCUCUUUUUGUUUCCAUUUUUAUUCUACACGCUCCUAGUUUCCCAUAUGUAGCUCAUUUAUUCAGUUAUUUACUAAGAGUGUUGAAAGUGAAGCAACUAUGUUAUGCUGUUCUUCAGAUAAACACUAACUGUGCUUGUUGGAUUUUUCCUAUUUUUGUGAUUUCAAAGGAUUACGUGCCCUUCCCGAAUGCUUGCCGUUUGGCAUUCUGAAAUGGGUGGAGUGACUGGGUACGCAGCCAAUAAUUGCUAGUGAUACGAAUUCAUUCGUAUUUGUCAGUAUUGCCCACUGCAAAGAAACUCCUUCAUCAAGCAGCUCAGAGCAAGGCCGGAUCAACACGGUGAUCGUGAAGUUCUCACUGUAUGAAUUUGUGUGGGAUUGACAAGGAACUCUGAUACGAAUUCCCAGGGUGCACUUCUAGAACAAUCUCCCUCAACAUCUGCCUACACUGCCUCAGAUCAGUAGAAAAAGUGCCGGCCCUCUACUUCCUAACACAGCUAAACAUGUUAGGAACCGAAGAACCUAGGUGAGUUAUUUUUUCUUGAAUGCCAAAAGAUUUUUAAGAAAACAAUUUAAUCUAAUUAAAAAUUCAAAGAUUUGAUUCACACUAUUUGCAAUAUACAAAUGUUUGAAAAUGCCCAGAGAAUUAACUAGAUACUACAGAUCUUACCCAGAUAAUUGAUGUUACGAAGACUCCGAUGAACUGUAUUUACGAAUUGACCGCACACGCUAGGAAAGUGGGUAGACUUGUCAGUGGACAAUCGGAGGCCUUACCUUCUCGCAAGCUGGAUGUGGAAGGCAGAGGGCAGGAAAGGGGUGCCACAGGGCAAUGCAGUGAGGGCCGCAAGACAAUGAGAGAAGGAAUGUCCUUCAGUCAAAUGGUGACUUUGUAUCUAUCUAUAUCUAUCUAUAUAUAAUUUUACAUUUAAAGCGGCAUGCACUCACACUCACAUACACAUAUUAAAAACUCCUCUAACAUAUGAAAUAGUAAAAUUAAAAAUACAAAUAUUCUAGCCCAAAACGAGAAACUAAACAUAGUGCUCUAGAAAAUUUUUUUGAAAGUUUUUUGAAACAUAGAGAAGAGAAACAAAACCUGUGUCACUGGUAAUUUCCGUGGUGACACAAGGAAAAUACGUUCUUUUCAUUUUGGGAAUUUAUGAACAGUGGGAUGAUCUUUCCAGGAAAAACAGUGUAACUCCUGCGUAUCACUCCCCUGCCCUCCUCCCCAUUUCCCUGAGUCAAUUGCCUGGGAAAGUGUGAGUUUGCAGCAAGAGCCCUGUGGUGCUUUGCUCCUCCCCUGUGAAGCUGUAACCACAGCUGUGAGUGAAUUUGGGAUGUAGACAGGUGGUGGAACCAAACUGUGGUCAAUGGAAAUUGGAGUACAUGCUUCUCACUCCUGAGAGAAACCUAAGAUCAGCCCAUGUAACAGCCCACGACCUGCCUUUCUGUCCAGGUCUGAUACAGUUUGGAGUUGGGCUCAGAGUAAGAUCUCAGCUGACCGGGCCAGAGAGACAGAGUAUCAACUCCACAGUUAAUUAGGAGGCUAUGUUCCAUGUUCAUCUGAUAAAGCAGUGCUUGUUCAUGAGAACAACACUUCAUCUUACCCCUAGGCACACAAAUACACACACAUACGUAAUUUUCUUUGGCCCAGAUAGAUACCUUUUGAAAUGCAGAACUGAGACAUUUCAAUAAAUUUGUUUUCAAAUCAAUAAAGUCAAAUAUAUGGAAACAUUUGGUGCCCUACUGCCCAUGCACUCCAAUUCUCUAUUGUAUAAAUGAUGCUUUAGGAGGAUUUCAGUUUUUAAUGCAUAAGGAGAAGAACUUAGUGAAAGAGUUUGUUUUUAUUUCCAUCCUCUACAAAGCCAUAGGUUUUACUUGAUUGAUGUGAUCUCAUACACAAUAUAUCUCAAUGUGAUGGAGCUAUUAAUUACUUCCCCAAGAAUAAUAGGUGUGCAGAAGUUUCCACAAAAACUUGGCCAUUAACAAAUCAAUUGAUAAACUAAUAAGCAUCCCUUUCUUGGGCCUUGCCAAACUAUGCCAUACCAAGUUUGAUAAUUUGAGAAUCAUUUAAAAGGCUCGUUAUAUAUUUCAGGAAAUGAUUUUUAUUCCUGAAACUGUUCCCUCUAGGAGACCAUUUUCCCUGUUUCCUAGGAAUUUAACAAGUUUGGAAGAGAAUGGGUCAGGAGAAGAAGGGGAAGACAGAAGAGAAGGGAAGUGUCAAAGAAGUGAGUGCCCAGACUAGGAAAUUAACUCAUCUGCUGGGAACCUUUUAAGAGCAGUUCAGCUUGAUUGAAAACCAAACUGCUUCUUACUAUCAUCUUCCGUAUUUGUAGGAAGGCAUUUCUUAACUCACAAUGCAACUAGAGGAAAAACUUCAUUUUAGCAUUCUAGAAAGUCUUGACUAGAGAAUAGAGUAAACACGGAGGAUCUCUUUUCCCUAUGUGGCUUGCAUGUGCCAGAAAGCAGAGAAGGGAGAAGGUAGUUUCCAGCAUCCAAACAUCCAAACCCAAGGGCCGGGCCACUCUACGUAGGUUUUGGACAUAAAUCUCAGUGCAUCUUGGUAUAUCCUGACUGAAUUGCUAUUAGAGCCAUCUGAUUUUCUAGUCUCUUCAUUCCAUUAGACAAGUAUGUAUUUAACACUUGCUCGGCACAAGGCUCUUUGGCUAACAAUUUAGCAGCUGCUCUGUGUGUUAAAUACACCUUUCUCCAAAUAGUUCUUGGGGCAAACCAGAACAAUAGAUAUUCAAAGAGAGGCCUUCCCAGCACCUCUUAACCAUCCAGAAACUAGAAAGGUCAACUCUUUCAACUGAGGAGACAUUGAGGGCUUUGAAUGGAAACUCACGGCAGAGAGUGACAGGCCAAAAGACAAACAACAAACAAACCAAUAAAAGCAAAACACUUUGGAAUCCGAUCUUUAACUCACAGUUUGAUAAUAAUCUUAUUUUUCUAGUGGUGAAGCUACGAAUUAACCUCUUAAUUUUCAUAUCCAGUUUAAUAAGCCUCUUGCAAAUUAACUGUUCUUUCAUCUGAGAUAUUUUUCCCCCACACCUCUCUUCCUCUUCUCCCUCUGCAAGAGAAAUUACUUAAAAUAGUUGAAUCUGACCACAGUUAUCUAACAAUACAUAAAAACCACUUAACUUCCUAUCUAGGAAAAUGUACAGUCUAAGGCAUAGACAAAACAAAGAAAAACGCUGAGAAAUUUGCCACUGGAGACAAGUAAUCUAAAUAAUUUUUGCCAAAACUUCUUUUUAUGUCAUCUAGUAUCAGAAUUUGGAAAAACUUUUUUUUUUUUUUUUUGAAAAUGAUGCAACUUGCAACUCACCUGCAUGAGACACAGGCAGGAGAAAUAAAAGGUUUAUAAAUCCAUUUGUAAGCAUUUAUCCAGUAUGUUUUAAAUUCAGAAAUAAUUGCGAUUGUCUUCUGACUUUUGUAUUCAAUACUUUAUGUACUGUAUGACUCAGACUUCUUAAUAAAUAAGGCAUCAAAUAUGUAUCUGUAACCACAAUCACAUACAUUAAAUAUAUAUCUAUGUAACAACCUCA
Lemur catta (Ring-tailed lemur) is the source of this 5759-nucleotide messenger RNA. It is a transcript of the gene RGS5, whose product is annotated as regulator of G protein signaling 5. The transcript has 5 exons. The record is from RefSeq and is a predicted model, not a curated record. The coding region runs from base 223 to 768 and encodes 181 amino acids. NCBI's taxonomy places the organism in Eukaryota, Metazoa, Chordata, Mammalia, Primates, Lemuridae.